GCGGCUGCGCGCGGAGGCGGUGGAGGAGGUGCUGGGAGCAGCCGGGCAGCCGCUUCCCGCCCCCGAGCCGGAUCCGGUGUGAGCGGAGCAGAGCCGAGGUCGGGCCGCGAGCGGAGCCGGCUGAGCGGGCGCCGAGCUCCCGCCAUGGCCCGGAACACGCUGUCCUCGCGCUUCCGCCGGGUGGACAUCGACGAAUUUGACGAGAACAAAUUUGUGGACGAGCAGGAGGAGGCGGCGGCGGCGGCGGCGGAGCCAGGCCCGGACCCGAGCGAGGUGGACGGGCUCCUGCGGCAAGGGGACAUGCUUCGGGCAUUCCAUGCAGCCUUGCGGAACUCUCCCGUCAACACCAAGAAUCAAGCUGUGAAGGAGCGAGCCCAGGGCGUGGUGCUGAAAGUGCUCACAAACUUCAAGAGCAGCGAGAUUGAGCAGGCUGUGCAGUCACUGGACAGAAACGGUGUUGACUUGUUAAUGAAGUACAUUUAUAAAGGCUUUGAGAAGCCCACAGAAAAUAGCAGCGCAGUGUUACUCCAGUGGCACGAAAAGGCCUUAGCAGUAGGAGGACUAGGCUCCAUUAUAAGAGUUCUCACAGCAAGAAAGACUGUUUAAAAAAAACAAAAAGACUCAUGUUACUUGAGAAGAAUUCUGGAUGCCCAGGCUGGUGAAGAAGGGAUUGACAAUGGACCAUCUUCCUAGGAACUCCCAAGUAAACUAUUUCAGGACAUGUAUCUGCUGAAAUGUAUUUUAUUUUCAAGGUGGAGGGGAAAAUCGUCUGUUUCCUAAGUCCUGUUUAGGAUCUGAUAGUCUACGCCUUUGUCUCCGAGUACUGCAGAACUGACAUUUUGACGGUUUACCAGAGUGGCGGCUGGUGUUGGUCAGGUGCACCUGUGUGCACUGGGGGAGGGAUGGUUUGAGCAGGUGCAGAUCCAAGGGCUGUGGUAAACGGGAGAGCUUGUGUUUUUGAAGUGGAAAAAAACCCAAGAGUUUGUACAGACAUCCUGUCUUCCCAGAGAAGGUGGACACUCUUGGGCUCAUUGUAAAGUGCCUGCUGCAUCAAUAAAGCUCUUGGCUUAUUAGUA
Pongo pygmaeus (Bornean orangutan) is the source of this 1076-nucleotide messenger RNA. It is a transcript of the gene ARPC5L, whose product is annotated as actin related protein 2/3 complex subunit 5 like. The record is from RefSeq and is a predicted model, not a curated record. The coding region runs from base 145 to 606 and encodes 153 amino acids. Lineage: Eukaryota; Metazoa; Chordata; Mammalia; Primates; Hominidae. Gene Ontology annotation, biological process: Arp2/3 complex-mediated actin nucleation; regulation of actin filament polymerization. The transcript is spliced from 4 exons. Gene Ontology annotation, cellular component: actin cytoskeleton; Arp2/3 protein complex.